This is a messenger RNA of Symsagittifera roscoffensis, 1048 nucleotides long. Its product is annotated as sarcoplasmic reticulum histidine-rich calcium-binding protein-like. The record is from RefSeq and is a predicted model, not a curated record. The coding region runs from base 1 to 936 and encodes 311 amino acids. Lineage: Eukaryota; Metazoa; Xenacoelomorpha; Acoela; Convolutidae. The transcript has 3 exons.
AUGACGCCUAGAUGUGGGACGGCUGAGUGUGCUCUGAGGAGGGCAGACACUUCCAGCAGCAGACGUCCCCACACCCAUCACCCCUAUCCACACAGGAGAGUGGGAGGAGGAGGAGGGGGAGGGGGAGGAGUGCUGGUUACUGGAUGUGCCAACAACAGUCUGUCCAAGAGUGAAGACUACAUUCUAAGACAGGCCAUCAGCAGUGCACUCAAAAACAGCGGGACAGGUAAUGACUGCCUGCUACACUCGAGGUACUUGCUUCAAGUUUCGACUCUCUCGGCCAAAGAAGUGUUCGAGCACUGGUACAUGAUGCCGUCACACCUGAGGGAACAGCUGCACCACAUGACCUCAGUGGGGGAGAACAACAGCAACAGCAGCACGGAGGGCCAUGCGAGGGCCAAGGGGAAGGGGAGGGGGAGUGUGUUGAACAGCAGGGGGGUGGGUGGAGGGCGGGGAAACAUCAGAGGGAACAGGGAGAGGGGAAGAAGUGACUGGGAGGGGGAUGAGACUGAAGAGCAGCAGGAUGAGGACAUGAGGGUGUCCACUGCACAGUUUCAGCUGUUGGACUUUGCGGAGAAGCAUGACCGGGAGCGGGUGGAGGUGACCCAGAAGAGACAGGGACUGGGCAAGACGGAGUUGCGGGUGGUGCAGAGGAAGAAGAACGGCCGGAGAGCUUUGCUGUCAGUCUACCUGCCCAACAUAAACAAACAACAACAACAGCAGCAGCAGCAGAGUAGUAACAAACACAAAAAAGGAGAGGGAAUCAGCCACAGAAGCCAUAAGAAUGAUGACAGUGGCAAUAAUGAUGAAGAUGAUGAUGAUGAUGAUGAUCACAACUACUGCACUGCCGAUCAAACCACUGAACAAGAAUCACAGCCAGAUAGUUCUUUUAAGUUCUCACCUCAAUUCCCACUUCGCGAACAAAACUCAGCCUAAGCAGACUCCUCUUCAUCAUGAUAACGACGUCGAUACAUGAAUAAGCACAUGUUUGUGACAAAGCACAUGGUUGUGCAGCUUGGUUUGAUACUUUGUUAUAUUUGUAUAUUUU